Cornus florida is the source of this 1071-nucleotide messenger RNA. RefSeq names its product F-box/kelch-repeat protein At3g23880-like. The coding region runs from base 1 to 1071 and encodes 356 amino acids. The transcript has a single exon. NCBI's taxonomy places the organism in Eukaryota, Viridiplantae, Streptophyta, Magnoliopsida, Cornales, Cornaceae. The record is from RefSeq and is a predicted model, not a curated record. Gene Ontology annotation, molecular function: protein binding.
AUGAAGAUAGAAAAAGCCCUCCAGCGGGAGUCUUUCCCCAUCCUUCCCUAUGAUCUCACAGUUAACAUACUUUCACGACUACCGAUCAAGUCUCUUGUACAGCUGAAGUGUGUGUCCAAAUCUUGGCUCAAUUUAUUCACGGAUCCAUACUUGGCUAAGAUGCACUUCAAUCGAUCCCACAACCGCAAACUUGUUUCUUCGUGUACAAUUGCUAAACCAUCCCGUUUUUCGAACACACCCAUUGUUGUAUUUUCCCUCGACACUGAUGAGUCAAAAUUGACUCUCCACAUUGACUCUCCACUUCCUUUCGGGACCAAGUCGAUCAGGUUUUUCGGUUCUUGUGAUGGCUUGAUAUUAUUUUCAACUUUUCCAUCCAACACUCUUUACCUGUUGAAUCCUUCAACCAGAGAACUCAACAAAAUACCAAGCUCGCCGUUCCGAAACAGGGAAACAGUCUCGUAUGGAUUUGGCUACGAUGCGUCCGCUCGCGACUACAAGAUUGUGGAGUUGUCGUGGUCUUCGGAAAGAAACAAAAGCAAUGUCAGUGUGUAUGCACUAAAAAUAAAUUAUUGGAGAAUCGUUCACGAUUUCCCUUAUACGAUCAAGUUCAGAAAUCGGGGAAAAUUGUUCAAUGGAGCUCUCCAUUGGUUGACAUAUGAUGAUGACAAUAUGUCGAAGAUAGUUGCUUUUCAUUUAGCGAACGACAAAUUUCAAGAUUUUUUCUUACCGGACUAUGAAACACCUCCUCACUCUAUUGAAGUUGUCAAAGGAUGUCUUUGUAUUAUCACUGUUACAAGGGAGCUUUGGGUGAUGAAAGUGUACGGCAAAAGAGAGUCUUGGACCAAAGCUGCAACGUUGCCUAAUGAAGGGCCUUUGAAUUUAUCAAACGACGAUGAAAUUCAAUUUCUGACUAAUCAAUGGUUAUGUGCAUACAAUAUAGAAAAAAAUACAUAUAGCUCUAUACAGAAGAUUCCCUGUAUUCGUGGAUGUCAGGAUACCUUUCGAUCUCAUGAAGCAGAAAUUUUUUACGAAAGCAUUGUUUCACCCCACUCGUCUCACAUAAGACAGUAA